GCGCCUUAAGUCUAGUACGUAACGCGCUUGCGUCAAUGUUUUCUAAGGCCCACUGCUAGCCAGCGUGCUAACCGAAUCCGGAACGUUACAAAGAUUUCUUUAAUUUAUCGGAUUGUAGUCGCUGCUUUUUAAUAUCCUGGUACUCCAGCAGAGUUGGGGUCCAAUUUACCAAAAAUGUCCUUCCCACCUCAUUUAAAUCGGCCGCUGUUGCCCCCUCCUGGGAUUCCACCUCAAUAUGCUGGCUUCCCCUCAGGUGCUCCAAUGAUCCCAGUUCACAUGGGCAUCAUGACGCCAACCCCAGUGAUGGUGUCUUCUGUGCCAGUUCUCAGCAAACCUCCAGUUCCUAAGAAAGACCUCUCUGCUCUACAUGCCAAAGACGAUGAGAGCAGUGGCCCCACUACCACAGUGUUUGUGGGGAACAUCUCAGAGAAAGCUUCAGACAUGCUGAUCAGGCAGCUGCUGGCGAAAUGUGGCAUUGUUCUAAGCUGGAAGAGAGUCCAGGGAGCUUCUGGAAAGCUUCAAGCUUUUGGGUUUUGUGAGUAUAAAGAGCCAGAGUCCACGUUGCGAGCGCUGCGACUGCUACAUGAUCUGCAGAUUGGAGACAAAAACCUGUUAGUAAAGGUAGAUGCCAAGACAAAGGCCCAGCUUGAUGAAUGGAAAGCCAAGAAGAAGACUACAAAUGGGGAAAAAAAGGCUGAAGAUGGAGGAGACGAGGAGGAGGAGGUUCUAGACGAGGAGACCAAGAAGAAGGAUCAGAUCAUUAAAGGUGCUAUUGAUGGGUUGAUGCGGGAAUAUGCGGCUGAACUCAAUGCACCUUCACAGGAUGAGGACUCCCGACGACAAAAAAGAAAGAAAGAGAAAAAAGAAGAGGAUGACAUUAACACUAUUGAUAUGGAGGAGGACAAGAGAGACCUGAUUUCCAGAGAAAUUAGCAAAUUUCGUGAUACUCACAAGAAACUGGAAGAGGAGAAGGACAAAAGGGAGAAAGAGAGGCUUGAGUUCGAGCGAGAGCGAAGAGAACGGGAAAAGGAGAGAGAGCGCGAAAGGGAGCGGCGGGACCGUGAGAGGGAGAAGGAACGGGAGAGAGAGCGGGAGCGGGAACGCGAGCGGGAACGGGAGCGAGACCGGGACAAAGAUAGAGAUCGCAGAACCAGAGAAAAAGAGCGAGAGAGAGAAUGGGAGAGGGAUGAAAGCCAUGACAGGAACAACGACCGCAGCCGAUCCAGAGAAGUGAGCCGAGACCGAGAAAAGAAGAGGGAUCAAGAGGAUGAAGAGGAUGCGUAUGAGCGUAGGAAACUGGAGAGAAAACUCAGAGACAAGGAAGCAGCCUAUCAAGAGCGACUGAAAAACUGGGAGCUCAGGGAGAGGAAGAAGGCUCGGGAUUACGCUAAAGAGAGCGAGAGGGAAGAUGAGCGCCGCCGGGAAAUGGCAAAAGAGGGCAAACGACUGAAAGAGUUUCUUGAAGACUAUGAUGAUGACAGAGAUGAUCCAAAAUAUUACAGGGGCAGUGCGCUGCAGAAGCGACUCAGAGACCGAGAGAAGGAGAUGGAGGCGGACGAGCGUGACAGGAAGAGAGAGAAGGAGGAGCUGGAGGAAAUCAGACAGAGGCUGUUAGACGAGGGACAUCCAGACCCAGACGCAGAGCUACGCAGGAUGGAGGAGGAAGAGGAGGAGCGUCUGAGACGGCCACCCAUUAUACCAGAACCAGAACCUGAGCCUGUGCGUGUGCCUGUGCGUGUGCCUGAGGAGCAACGGGAACACCGCGAACACCGCAGGGGUUCACGCGACCACCGGGAUCGCCAGGUGGAGCCGGCACGCCCACGGCCCAUCCCCUCAGAUGACGAGGUGGAGGAGGGUGAGGAGGAGGAUUAUGAGAAUGACGAGGAGAACCCUGACGUAAAACCAUGCCUGAAGCCCACAAUGAGGCCGAUCACAGCUGCACCCUCAGUGUCCUCUGCCAGUGGCAACGUGUCUCCCAACACACCAGGAGAAGAGUCUCCCUGUGGCAUCAUCAUCCCCCAUGAAAACUCACCUCCUGACGCCCUGCCACAGGACGAAAACCGGCCAAAGAUCGGCCUCAGUCUCAAAUUAGGAGCCACAGGGAGCCCCAGCCAACCCAACGCAGGGAAACGGAAGAAGUUGCCUGUGGACAGCAUCUUUAACAAGUUUGACGACGAGGAGGCCGACGAGCAGCCCCGAAAGAGGAGACUGGUGCCUCUGGAUUACGACGAUGAUAAGAGCCUCGGGGUGGACGGGGCCGGGCUUUCCAGCAUCAAAGGAGCAAACACAGAGGAGAAGCGCAAACACAUCAAGACUUUGAUUGAAAAGAUUCCCACAGGAAAGCCUGAGCUCUUCUCUUACCCGCUGGACUGGUCUAUGGUUGACACGACGUUAAUGGAGCGACGUGUCCGUCCCUGGAUCAAUAAAAAGAUUAUAGAGUACAUCGGUGAGGAAGAAGCGACAUUAGUGGACUUUGUCUGCUCCAAGGUGAUGGCUCACAGUAUGCCACAGAGUAUCUUAGACGACGUUGCCAUGGUGCUUGAUGAAGAAGCUGAAGUUUUCAUUGUGAAGAUGUGGCGGCUACUCAUUUAUGAAACCGAGGCGAAGAAGAUUGGACUGGUCAAAUAAGUACAACCUCUGAAUGAAGAAACUUCCCCCUACAGUGUAUAAUAGUGUAGCGCCAUUACGUGACCCUAAACAAUUACAAGUGUAACUGCUGAUUUAGCCCGAUCUCAUUUUGUUCAGGUUCUGUUUUUCUCCAGACAGGCUAUGAUCACCACCUCUGUUUGCAGACUGUGCUGGUGUGCGUUUGUGUAAAUACAGUACAUCGUUGACUGAAGUCUUCUGAGACGACGCUACUGGCCAAUACAGAGGCAUGGUCUUAAUGCUACUUCUUUGCUCAGAGCCGAGACACACUUUUUGCAGAAGUCCUACCAGGAGGUGAUGUAACGGCCUAAACAACUAGUAUUUGAAGUGUGGGUUGUUACAGGCACAGUUCAAAGUAUGCACAUUAUCAAGAAUGUGAUUUUUUACAGGGUUAUUUAUUCAGGGCCUCCAAUUUUCUGUUUUUUAAUUUUUCCAGUUUCUUCUGUUGAGUAAACAGACUUCUUAUUUGAUUGUCACAUUCCUGAUGAAUGAUGUUCUUGUUAUCAAACUUAGUCUUUUGAAACGUGUCUGACAAUACCACCGACUGUAAAAGGCAUCAAAGCACACGUCGUGACCACUAAAGGAAAACAAGCUAACGGGAAAGAUUCAAAUUAAGAUGCUGUCAUUUGUUUUUGUAUCAGUGAACAUUUGAAUAAAAUGAGCUUUUAUAAAA
Messenger RNA from Betta splendens (Siamese fighting fish), 3319 nucleotides. It is a transcript of the gene rbm25b, whose product is annotated as RNA binding motif protein 25b. Gene Ontology annotation, molecular function: mRNA binding. Gene Ontology annotation, biological process: regulation of alternative mRNA splicing, via spliceosome; mRNA processing. The coding region runs from base 175 to 2628 and encodes 817 amino acids. Gene Ontology annotation, cellular component: spliceosomal complex. The transcript is spliced from 17 exons. Lineage: Eukaryota; Metazoa; Chordata; Actinopteri; Anabantiformes; Osphronemidae. The record is from RefSeq and is a predicted model, not a curated record.